This is a messenger RNA of Nicotiana tabacum (common tobacco), 1212 nucleotides long. RefSeq names its product protein GAMETE CELL DEFECTIVE 1, mitochondrial-like. The record is from RefSeq and is a predicted model, not a curated record. Lineage: Eukaryota; Viridiplantae; Streptophyta; Magnoliopsida; Solanales; Solanaceae.
GCACAAUUCCAAAAACUAAGCGCAACCCCUAGAAACUAGAUUUCCUAAUGAACUCAAUCCGCAAGCUCCCACUGACCUUUCUCAAAACCCCCCUCAUAAACCCCACCUUCUCCGUCGCCGUCCGCCGGCGGUUGUCGACCAAAAGCGGCGACGACGAGUGGAACGACGCAUGGGAAUCCGCGUGGCUUCCGGACGAUCUCUCUGGCAAGAAUCGAGCUCCAUGGGAAACCGAUGUAAAUUUUGCACUUCCCGGUGAUACUAGCAAUACUACCGAAAAUUCCGAAAAUGGGCCUAGAGUUUCGGAAGUUGAUGCGGAAACCAAAGCCUUUGUAGAGGACAUGAAUGAGAAUUGGCACUUAAGAAAGGGGAAGCAACAGAAAAAUAUUACCAAUGAUGAUAAUGAAAAGGGCAUAAUAAAGAUCAGUGAGAAUGAGAGUUCGCUGUAUAGUUUGGAGAAUAUAAAGAGGGAUUAUAGGUUGAAGAAGCAGAGAAUACAUGCGGGCUUGUGGUUGAAGGAGAUUGAUAAAAUGGAAGAGGCUAAGCUUGGGGAUUCUAUUGGUGGCAAUGCUGAUGAUAUUGAAAAGCUUCUCGAUAGCUGCUCAGAGAUUUUUGAUUCACCUAAUGAUGAUUUAAGCAAUUCAAAAAUUACGAAUUCUGAGUUCAAAAACAAACCUGAUGGCUGGGAAACAACGUCGAAAACGCAAGAUGGGAAUAUAUGGGAGAUGUCACAAAGAGAGGAAGAUAUCUUAGUCCAAGAAUUUGAACGCCGAAUUGCAUUCAACAAAUUCCAGAUUGCUAGUUUUAUUAAAACCCAUAUAUUCAGCCGAAGGAGGCCUAUAGAUGGUUGGAAGUACAUGAUAGAGGAGAUUGGACCAAAUGCCAAGAAAGGGAAGGGCAGUGUUUCAAGGUUACCUAGCAUAGCAGAUGCGUCAACUCGGCCUUUUAGAGAGGAAGUAACAUCAUCGGACUCUACUUUCCCCUCUAAUCGGGGGAGGACUGGAAGGUAGUACUUGUAAAUUUUUGUUCAUAGAACAGAGUGUCAUGGCGGAAUUAUGGACAUCAAUGUUGUAAAACUAGUACUGAACUUGUCUUAGGAUGUUUUAUUGAAUUUACUACAAAAUUUUCAGUAGGUCCUAGUGGAAGUCAUCUUUUUCCAUCUUAACAAACAUAGUCUAUAUUCUUGUGUUGGUAUAUUUUUCUCUUCGUUUUCUA